AUGGACACGACGAAUUUCAAUACAGAUUCAUUUCGCGAUAUAACCUUUGAUCUUCUGUCUGGCAUUGCGAAUGAUCCAUUGAAAUUAGAUGAGUUCGCGCACGCUUAUUUGACUAAACUUCACGAACGUACGGAUGGAGACAAUCUCCGUAAAUAUACACGUGAUAUCUAUGAGAAAAUUCUUGCUUUACAAAUGAUACAAAGCAAUCCAGGAUUUCAAUUGAAGGAUACAUUCCACGAGAAGAUCGUUAUUGCUUAUUUUUGGACAUUUUCCAAUAUUCAUUCAUCGCAUAUGAUGCCAAAACUCAUUGGAAUCGAUAAACGUUACUCUACUGCUGGUGUUACUAUCAUUGGUAUUCACUCUCCUAAAUAUGAACAUGAGAAAAGCAAAGCAAAUGUUCGACAUGCCAUGGAGGAACAAUCGCUUCCAUUCAAUGUCGUCAACGAUAGUUCAUUAAGUGUAUGGAAACAUGUUGGUUGUCAGAUUUGGCCAACUGUUCUGGUGUUCGGGCCUGAUGCGAUACCCAUAUUUAUAUUCGAAGGUGAAAAUCAUGUUCAACAUACUGAAACGUUUCUUGCGUUUGCUCUUGCCUAUUACAAAUCAGGUGUACGAGCAUCACCAAAUAUUUCAGCAGCAAUAAAAAUGUCACCCGACGAUCCAGCGGCAAAUGGUGCAACUGCGAAACCAGCGAAAUUUACAUAUCCAAGUCAUUUAUGUAUCACUUCAAGUGGACAAAUGUGUAUUUCGUAUGCGGGCUCGAAUCAAUUGAUUCUUUGUGAAAUUGAUGGAAAAGUUCUUGAAGUGGUUGGAAAUGGUCAUCCAGGUAUGGCGGAUGGGGAUAUUAACCAAGUUGAAUUUGAUUCGCCACGUGGAAUGGCCGAGUACAAUAGUUGUAUCUAUAUAGCGGAUACAAACAAUCAUGCGAUUCGUGUGUUUGAUCCUAACUCUCGACGAGUUUUGACAUUGAUUGGCACAGGCCGUCUAGGUACUGACAAAGUCGGUGGAUUGAAACGAUCCCAACAACCUAUUGCUUCCCCUUGGGAUUUAUGUAUAACAGAAUCACCAUUUGAUCAUAAGACAGUCUUACUUAUAUCGAUGGCUGGUCAGCAUCAAAUUUGGGCAUAUGCGUUCGAAGAAACUCAGUGGUGGAAUAAUUUAACUUUACAAAAAAAUGCUUGCUUAGCAAUUAUUGGAAGUGGCGAGGAGGGCAAUCGAAAUGAUCCUGAGCCUAUGUCUGCUACUCUGGCAGCACCUCGCGGCAUUUGUAAUGGUAUCAUGAAUGGACAACCAGUUCUGUUCAUUGCUGAUAGUAAUAGUUCAAGCAUUCGCGUUGUUACACUUCAAAAUGGAAAUGUUUCGAAUUUAAUUGGCGGUGAUGCUGAUCCAGCAAAUCUCUCAGCUUUCGGUGAUCUUGACGGCAGUGGUUUCAAUGCGAAAUUUCAAUAUCCACUCGGUGUUGCUUUUCAUUACCCAUCGUCUCAAUUGUAUAUUACGGAUACUUAUAAUAACAAACUCAAACGUGUAGAUAUGACGACAUUAAUAUGUUCAAGUUAUUUUGUAACAGACAUCGAUACGAAGAAACAACGUGGAGAAUCGAAUUCUGCCAAAUUUAACGAACCACAAGGCAUAACGAUCUUCGAUCAUUUCAUGUUCAUUGCAGAUAAGAACAAUUCUCACGUGAAACGAAUCGAUCUCGACAAAGGAACGAUCGUUCGAUGUCGAUUCAACUUAAGUGAAACUUUGAAUGAAGAGCGUACAUUUGGUUCGAAACAAGCCUAUCUGACCAUUGCCUUGCCUGAUGCACUACAACUACGUGAGACUAACACAGGAACAUGGACUAUCGAAGAUGAAGAUGGAUUCAAAAUAUGUGACGGUGAGUUAGCAAGUAGCAUGUCGGACCAAAUGUUAUUGGAUUAUAUUCCACGUGAGAAACAAGCUGCUCGAUUGAAAUAUGAAGUAGUCGUGUGCGAAGGUGAGAAGUGUACGAUGAUGAGCGGUGAAGUUCAACCGGUUAAUCAAACUGACUCAAUAAUUGAGUUCAACAUAAAAAUCGAGCAAGAAGAAGCUAAUACAAGUUAA
Adineta ricciae is the source of this 2079-nucleotide messenger RNA. NCBI's taxonomy places the organism in Eukaryota, Metazoa, Rotifera, Eurotatoria, Adinetida, Adinetidae. The record is from the annotation of a GenBank genome assembly.